UUUCUCAGAAACCUGAUAUGACAUAUGACAGUGCGUGUUUCUGUUUUCAUUUCAUGAAAGUGCAUUUCUUGUGGUUUUAAAACUGAAUACAAUAGAAUAUUGAAACAAAAAUUUCGUUAAAACAUCAUUAAAAUAAAUCUUUUAAACAUGGUUGUACCUAAAACUACUGCAAAAGAAGAAGUCAUGCGCCUAAUGGCCGACAAAGAUAAAUUAGAAAAGUCAAUAUCCGAUUAUGGAGAUAUCUUAUCGGCAAAUGAUAAUGUUGGUAUGUCGGGUCCUCUCAUCGAUGCCGAAGGAUACCCUCGCAACGAUAUUGAUGUCUAUCAAGUGCGCCAAGCAAGACAACAAAUUCUAUGCUUACAAAAUGAUCACAAAAAGCUUAUGAGUGAAAUUGAGAAACUUCUUCAUCAAGUCCAUAAAGAGGCUGCUGAUGAAGAAAAUAGUGCAGGGAUGUCAAGUAAAGCGGCAGCAAUCAGCUUAGAAUCUCCAGUCGAAGAGACUAUAUCACCUCUGAACGUUAUUGUUAAUGUUAAUUUGGUCAGUCCCGGAUCUCCAGCUGAAGAUGCUGGCCUUCGAAUUGGAGAUGGUAUUAUACAAUUUGGUUCUAUAAAUUCAAAGAAUUUCGAAAAUAAUCUUUAUCAAAUUGGGGCUUUGGUGAAUAAUAUGGAAAAUCAACGUAUUGCUCUGAAGGUUAAAAGAACUGAACAGAUUUUAGAUAUGAUUUUGAUACCAAAGAAAUGGAGUGGUCGCGGAUUACUUGGAUGUAAUAUUGUCUUGCCAGAAACUAUUGAACGUUAGAAUAUGCAAGACAAAAUAUUUUUGAUUUGUAUAAAUUUGUAUUGGUUUAAAUAACUAUUUUAAUAUCUAAUAUAAAACUUUCAAAUGAAA
Episyrphus balteatus (marmalade hoverfly) is the source of this 888-nucleotide messenger RNA. RefSeq names its product 26S proteasome non-ATPase regulatory subunit 9. NCBI's taxonomy places the organism in Eukaryota, Metazoa, Arthropoda, Insecta, Diptera, Syrphidae. Gene Ontology annotation, biological process: proteasome regulatory particle assembly. Bases 148 to 798 code for a protein of 216 amino acids. The record is from RefSeq and is a predicted model, not a curated record. Gene Ontology annotation, molecular function: protein binding. The transcript is spliced from 2 exons. Gene Ontology annotation, cellular component: cytoplasm; nucleus.